AGAAAAUAUGACACAUAUAACAUUAACAUUUCAAAGCUAAAACCUACACUACACACUAAAAGAUAUAAAAACUGUACAAUAAAAACAAAUACAUAAAUAUAACCAAAAAACAUGGAAGACACAAAAGAGGAGGAAACAACUAUUCGUUCUCUGACUGAGGACCAGGUCACAGAAAUUUGCGAAACAUUCGCGCUUUAUGAAACCCCCCGUACACCUGGAAUGAUUAGGCAAAAUGAUCUUGGCAAUGUGAUGUACCAACUGGGAAUAAUUCGCACUGAAUCGGAGAUCAACUGCAUGUUCCAGGAAUUUGAAUAUGAAUUAAACGAGGGGGUCACGGUAGCGCAGUUCCUCCAUGUUAUGACCAAAGUCUACCAGCAGCUGUACGACAAGGAUUCACUAAAGGCAGCUUUUGACGCGAUCGACGAGACUAAAAAUGAUGCAAUACACGGCAGCGAUCUGCGCCACUUUGCCCUGUCCAUGGGUAUGAAGUUUACAGAUCUCGAGUUCGAAGAAAUGUUCAAACAAGUCGACUUUGAUGGCGAUGGUAAAAUUGGCUGGACAGAUUUUGUAAAAGCUGUUACAAAGCCCUGAAUUGGUUAUAUAAAAACAUGAUUAAAAGACACGUAUAACUCUUA
This is a messenger RNA of Drosophila subpulchrella, 635 nucleotides long. Its product is annotated as calmodulin-2-like. The transcript has a single exon. Gene Ontology annotation, cellular component: cytoplasm. Lineage: Eukaryota; Metazoa; Arthropoda; Insecta; Diptera; Drosophilidae. The record is from RefSeq and is a predicted model, not a curated record. Bases 112 to 591 code for a protein of 159 amino acids. Gene Ontology annotation, molecular function: calcium ion binding.